Molecule: messenger RNA, 919 nt
Organism: Helianthus annuus (common sunflower)
Lineage: Eukaryota; Viridiplantae; Streptophyta; Magnoliopsida; Asterales; Asteraceae
Product: remorin 4.1
Exons: 2
Coding region: 42-698 (218 amino acids)
Source: RefSeq, a predicted model, not a curated record
AGGAAUUGAGUCUUUAAACCCCACUUCAAUUUUUUUUUCAAAUGCCUAACCAUGACCAAAGGGUUCAAAAUCUUUAUGGUAGUGAAGAUAUUAGGGUUUGGCAUACUUUGACUCCACCAUUUCACUCUAAUUCAAUGGCUACAAGUGAUCAAGCUUCACAUGGUGGUUUUUCUCAAAUGAGUGUUACCAAUAGUACACUAGUUUUGGUAGGUUCCCCUAUUGCAAGCAGCACAAUUGACAAUGAUGGUGCUAGCAACUGGGGUGUGGGAUCGCAUCCUUCAUCAUCUCCGUCUCCAGGAGAUGGUACGUUUGUUGUCCGUGGUGGUAGAGAGGUGGUGGUAUCGAUGAGGAGCUUGAAGAAGGAGGAGGUUGAAUCCAAGAUAACGGCUUGGAAGAAUGCUAAGAUUGCUGAGAUUAACAAUAGAUUUAAGUGCGAAGAUGCGAUAAUCAGUGGAUGGGAGGACGAGCAGGCUCAGCGAUCUACACUUCGGAUGCAGAAAGUUGAGCGAAAGCUUGAAGAGAAGCGAGUGAAAGCAAUAGAAAGAAUGGAAAACGAGAUUGCAAAAGCGCAUCAGAAGGCCGAAGAAAGGAGAGCAACAGAAGAAGCAAAAAGGGGGACCAAAAUUGCUAGGGUUUUUGAAGUAGCUAACUUGAUGAAGGCUGUGGGGAGAGCUCCUGUUAAGAGUUCAUUUUUUUGAGCAUCUUGACUAUCUUAGUGUAUAUAUGAUCCAUGAUGAUUGGAGUUUUAAGGGGAUACUAAUAUGAACUGGACUAUAUUAUAUAUGGUUCAUAUUGGUACUUGACAAAGCUACUGUUGUUUGAUGUAUCAAUGUGUGUAAUGAUAUCAUAUUGUAUGGUAUUAUCAAGUACAAGAUGCCACUAUUUAAGAUUAACAAUGUACAUGUUAUCGGGGGCGGAA